Amoebophrya sp. A120 is the source of this 711-nucleotide messenger RNA. NCBI's taxonomy places the organism in Eukaryota, Dinophyceae, Syndiniales, Amoebophryaceae. The record is from the annotation of a GenBank genome assembly.
AGCUCAACAAGUCGACACGUCCGUGGAGGGAGCCGCGCGCGACUGCUUCUGGCCCCGGUAUUCGAAUCCGAAAGACUACGAGGAGAUGGGAUGUGAUAUGACGAUCACGAGUAUGUUAGAGGAGUACAAGGAGGACCCAGUGACUGUGAGAAACGACGAUUUCCUGUGCAAGGUCUCGUGCGGGCGCACUGCGCUCGAGCCGAAGCAUGGGCUGAACGACUUCGCGGAGUGGGCGGUCGCGAGUCGGCAGAGCAGCGCGCCGCGCAACCCGAAAAGAAAAGGCGGCGUUAAAGGCGCUGGGGACAUGGGCAUGGCGGCCCAGGGCGUCUGUACGACCUUCGGGCCCUUGCUCUGCCGGGAGUAUAAGCUCGAGGAGAGCACGGUCAUCCGGCUAUCGCAGACGUCUGACGGGCGGAAGGUAGUUUCGAAGCACCUGCCUCUGGAAAGAACGCAGCAACUGCACCCAAUUUCAUUGGAGGACAUAGACAAUCCCGAAAAGGAGAAAAUAAGGCGUGGCCACGCAGCGGUGGCACCUGCAACUGGAGACAAAGCAGCCUAUUAUCCGCCGUCAACAAGAUUAGAUGAAGAUGACACUUUGAAAAAAGGCCAAAAAGAACCGGAAGAUCAUCAACGUGUCGACACACCGGCAGGGCUCCCGGACGAGGAUCGCGACGGCGCCCAUUGGCCAGUUGUCGUCGAAACGUUUCCGCG